Molecule: messenger RNA, 1967 nt
Organism: Pogona vitticeps (central bearded dragon)
Lineage: Eukaryota; Metazoa; Chordata; Lepidosauria; Squamata; Agamidae
Source: RefSeq, a predicted model, not a curated record
AUGCGUGUGUACACGUGGCUGGAGGAGAUUGGGUUCGUCUCCGUCCGUGGUCAGCAAAACAUCCUGGUUAUCCGUCGCAGUGAUUAUAUAAGCCCCUUGGAAAGGCAGGCAAGCCGCACUGUAAGAACUCUUUUUACCGGUUGCCGGAAGAUGGCCAUAUGCCAAGGGGCCCUGCCCUGUCUUGGACGUAAAAAUGUUCCUGUUUACGAAAUCUCGGGGAUGCUAGUAAAUCCGUUCUCGGCUCCCUUCCCGCCGGGAGACUUUAAUUCCCAGGCGUAUGGAAAUUCAUGUCCCCGGAGCUUGGACUGCACCCUUCAGAGGCGGGAAUUUUGCCCCCCAGGCUCUCACUCCUGCGGCCCUUGCCUCUCUGCGUUUGUGGAAGAUGAGCAAGGCAACUGCAUCUUCCGGAAGCAGACCCCUGGCGGGCGAUCCACUGUUCCCAACUUAGACGAAGAAAUUGACUUAGUGGCAGGCGCCAUCGCGCACCAGAACGACGCUCAUCUACGCCUCGCUCAGGAUGAAGCCCCAGCACUUACUAGCCCGCACUCCAGGGUCGGCGUGUCAAAGGCAGAAUCCUCGCAGAGAAGCCGUGCGGGGCACUCGGAGGCCACCCCGCGAACAGAGACUGUCCAACGCUCUCCUGUGGAGUCCCCACACAUGUCUUCAAAUGAUGCCCUUAUCCUAGGUAAGUUUUUUUUUCAUCCUCACGACAGCAUCCCUGUGAGGCUGCAGAAGGAAAUCAGGCUCGCUCAGAAGGCCAACUACCCGUCUCAUAAGCUUCCAGGUCCUCCGCCGUACGACAAGAUCUCACCUGGAGAUAAAAAGUUGGCUCAGAGCGCUCAGAUGUAUCACUACCAACACCAGAAGCAACAGAUGCUCUCCAUGGAGAAGCAAAAAGAAGAGGCCAAAGCUCCUGAAUCGGCGUCAUCGGAUGAAGAAAACGAGGAUGGAGACUUCACAGUGUAUGAAUGCCCUGGGUUGGCUCCAACGGGGGAGAUGGAAGUCAAGAACCCCCUCUUCGACGAUGCCUCGUUGCGCCCUCCGCCACCCCAGCUGCAUCCGUGACUGUGGCCGGCUUGGUCACGCCGUAGACUCUCGAUGCCAAAACGCCGCACUUCGGAACGCCCCUUGCGCCAACCUUCUGCACACACACACACACACACCUUUGGAAGGAGGAGCGCCCGCUGCACCCCGCCCGGAGGCUGGACUGUCGUGUUCUUCACCCGCAGCAUCAUUAUUUCCCGAAUAAAACACCACCUUCUUAGGCUUUUGGCCGCCUCCCCUUGCGCGCCAGCAUCGUCUUCGGCUUCGUUUUGAUGCUUCUCGCCCGUUCCAAGAGCCAGACACCUGGAUAUCUUUUUCAAGGGAGGGGGGACUUGGGAUGGGUGGUGGGAGAGGGAGGGAAGGAAGGGGCCCAGAGUUUCGCUCGGCGUCCUUCUUUGGCGGCCCCUCCCCACGCCCCCACGUUCAUCACAACGCCGGACAGUAAAGCAAAACUCGAAAUCGGGUUGGCUCCGUUUGGAAGCUUUGCUUUCAAUCCAGCGCUGUUUAUUUUUCCACCAAAUGAGGAAAAAAUAACACAUUAAAACUGGAACACAGGAGUGACAGGGGAAGGGGGUUCACCGAUUCCUCCCCCCCAAAAUUUAUAGCCUUUCCAUGUAAUGCAGCUGGACCUGAAGGAGGCAAUCAACUGCUCGGUCCAAAGUCUCGCUUCCUCCCCCCUUCAAACUGCUCCUUUGUAAAAGCGCACCCAUUUUUUACAGCUGGCUGGGAGAGCAAAGUGAGGGGGGGGGAGAAGUGGAGUUUCUGGCCGGUGAAAGCCGAGGAAAGCAUCGCGCAGAAGAGGGCACUGUUUCACCCUCUUGAUUUCUUCCCCUUAAAAAAUAUCUUAAAAAUUGUCAUUUGGCUUUGUUCGGAGUAAACGAAGUGGAUUUAACUGGGAGGGGUGGGAGACCCCCCUGCCCCCC